UAUAUCUAAACUCGUCUCUAGAAAUAUUUCAUAAAUUUGUGAAGUUUUGAAUUCGAUUUAGACUCCAUGUUAAACUAGAAAAGAAUUUCAUGUUUGUCAAAGUUACGAUAGGGCGAGUGUAACAUAGAGGGGGGUAUGACGAUCUAAGAGAGAAAGAAAGAAAGCGGAAGAACAAAGUAUAAGUGGCCCUUUGUCGGUUCUUAAGCAUAAUUAUAAUAGCGUGUCGAUAAUAUACAGUGAAAAAAAUUAGAGGAAUAUCAUUGAUACAGAAUAAAAUACCUCAAAUUUAAUAACUAACUUGAAAAAACAAGAAUCAUAUAAAGAGUUCUUAAAUCGUACGUGUAAUAAAGGAAUAUUGUAUGAGUCAAAAAAUAGAAAAGCCAGUGUUGUCAGGUCAACGCAUAAAGACCAGAAAAAGAGAUGAAAAAGAAAAAUAUGAUCCAACUGGAUUUCGUGAUGCAAUUCUUUCUGGUCUUGAAAAGGCUGGCAAUGACUUAGAAGCUGUUUCAAAAUAUUUGGAUACUGCUGGUUCAAAGUUGGAUUAUCGUCGUUACGGUGAAGUUCUUUUUGAUAUUUUAAUAGCAGGUGGUCUUUUAGUACCUGGUGGAUCUAUUGCUCAAGAUGGAGAUAAACCAGUCAAAACAAUGGCAUGUGUUUUUGAACAAUCCGAAGAUAUGGAAUCAAUGCGCAAUUUUGAACAGGUUUUCAUUAAACUUACACGACGAUACAAGUAUUUGGAGAAAAUGUUCGAAGAAGAAAUGAAAAAAGUUCUAGUAUUUAUGAAAGGAUUUACUCCAACAGAAAGGAUUAAGUUAGCAAGAAUGACUGCAUUGUGGAUUUCUAACGGAGCUGUACCACCAACUGUUCUGUCUGUUUUAAUUAAUGAACAUCUUGUAAAGGAUAAUCUUGCAUUAGAUUUUCUUCUUGAAGUAUUUGUUACAUGGAAACAAGAAAAAGGCUUACCCAGUUUAAUGACUGCACUUAAACGUGGAUGCAUUGAAGGGCGAUUGAUGGAAUUUGUGCCACCAAACAAACGAACAGAUGAAUAUUUUAGAUCUGUUUUUGAAACUGCUGAAUUGGCUGAUAUUGUAAAAUUACAUAAAGCUCAAGCAAGCCAAGAAGCGAAACGUGACCUACAACAGUUACUGCUGGAUGAUUUAGCUGAUAACAAGCCAAUCAAAGAUAUUGUAAGUGAUCUUAAAGAAAUGGCUCAACGAUGUAAUAUUCCUGAACAUGAUAUUAUUGGAUUGAUUUGGAAUGUAGUAAUGGGCCAAGCAGAAUGGAACAAAAAAGAAGAGUUAGUUGCUGAACAAGCCUUAAAACAUUUAAAGGUUUAUACACCAUUGUUUGGAGCAUUCACUAAUUCUGCUAAAUCUGAGCUUGCUCUAAUUCUUAAAGUUCAAGAAUUUUGCUAUGAGAAUAUGAAUUUCAUGAAAGUCUUCCACAAAAUCGUUUUGCUCUUCUAUAAAACGGACGUUGUAUCAGAAGAAGUGAUUUUAAGGUGGUAUAAAGAUGGGCAUUCUGUUAAAGGUAAAAUGCUCUUUCUAGACCAAAUGAAAAGAUUUGUGGAGUGGUUACAAAAUGCAGAAGAGGAAUCAGAAUCUGAAGAUGAUGACUAAUACAUUUAAGAUACAUUCAAGCACAUUGCCAGAAAACAGUUCAUAUUAUUCUACCAAAA
Ceratosolen solmsi marchali is the source of this 1678-nucleotide messenger RNA. It is a transcript of the gene kra, whose product is annotated as basic leucine zipper and W2 domain-containing protein kra. The record is from RefSeq and is a predicted model, not a curated record. NCBI's taxonomy places the organism in Eukaryota, Metazoa, Arthropoda, Insecta, Hymenoptera, Agaonidae. Gene Ontology annotation, molecular function: protein binding. Gene Ontology annotation, cellular component: cytoplasm; membrane. The transcript has 8 exons. The coding region runs from base 360 to 1619 and encodes 419 amino acids.